Molecule: messenger RNA, 3461 nt
Organism: Phoenix dactylifera (date palm)
Lineage: Eukaryota; Viridiplantae; Streptophyta; Magnoliopsida; Arecales; Arecaceae
Source: RefSeq, a predicted model, not a curated record
AAUUCUCUCCUUCGCUCCUCUCUCUCCUCUCUCUCCUCUCCCUACCUCUCUCUCUAUAAAUGUCCCUGCCCUCGAACCUGUGGAAGGCUUUCCCCUGUCCUUGGGGUUUCUGAUCGGAGAAAAGAGAGAAGGAAAGGAGACACCAUCCCUUCCCAAAGUCUCCAGGAACCCAAGAAACAACUACACCAAAACCUCUAUAGAGAAGUAGAGAGACAGAGAGCGAGAGAAAUUUUUCGCUUCCUUCGUACUUUCUUUUCCCAUUUCGGGGGUAUAAUUGAAACCUCGGUGAUCUCCUCCUUUAAUCCCUCGAUCGCUCCCUUCCAUUUCCCCUUUCCCCAAAAUCAUAGCCCUCCCUUUUCUCCCCUUUUCCUCUCCCUCCCCCAAAUCUCCUCUCUAGGGUUUCUCUUCUUGCUUGAUUGCUUGAUUUUGGUCUCUUCGUCUGGGGUUUGGCCUCUUUGAUCGCCACCAGGACGAGGGUUCAGUGCCUGGAUUGGGUGAUAGGCUUGGAGAUUGGAUCAUGAGCCAUCUCGGAGGUAUUCAGUUUGCGUAGCUGGCUCUUGUUUUGUCCUUUUGAUCGUGUGCUGUGACAUGGUAGUGGUUUUCCGGGCCAUGGAAGAAGACUGCACUUUAAAAUUCUGGUGGGUUUUACUCCGAUUCUGGUACUUCUGCUGCUGGUAUUACUGUGACUGAGCUUCUUUGAGCAUUUCUUGGUGUUUUGGGUGGUGGAAGCCGAGUGCUGGAUUUCUGUGCAAAACCACGGACAGAUAUCUCGAGAUUCCUUUUGGGUUCACAGUCCAUAAUAGGGAGUUUAUAGUCGGCAAAUUUCCUUUAGAAUUUGCUUUCGGUUCCAUUUUUCGUCUGGUGUUUAUCCCCUUGAAUGAUUUUAGCUAACUGCUGUUGUGCAACGUGGGCUGUGACCCCGGCGUGCUGAAUUUUUGUGCCAAACGGUGCGUGAGUUUCGUGAGACUUCUAUUUGGGUUCUCCUGGUAACAAGUUCACGGAUUUAGCAUUUAUCUGGAGAAUUUGUUGCCGGGCUCAUUUAUUGCUUGCCAUCUGCAGCAAAGUCUGGCCAGCUUCUACUUGUCUUGGAGGUUUUCAGUUCUCCUUUGGUUGGUUAGGGCGGUGAAUUGUGGCACAUGGAAAUAGAACAGUUUUGAAGCUGGAAAUGAGUGUAGGACUAUGGUGCAUGGACAAGUGCAUGGUUGGUGGUCCGUUCCCUUACUGGAACAGCUGUACUGGAAACUAAGACGAUUAGACGUUCUGGGGGUUAUUGUGCAAUGUCUCGCUGCUUCCCCUUUCCGCCGCCAGGAUAUGAAAAGAAGCCAAGGAGUGAUGACAUAGAUUUCCUAGCAAAGGAGAAGCGCAAAGAUAAGAAGCAUAAAAAGGAGAAGAGGGACAAGGAAAAGAGAGAAGGUAAAGAAAGAAAGGACAAGGACAGAAGCAGAGAUAAGCACAAGGAGAAUAAGAAUCGUAAGGAAAAGCACAAGGAGAAGAAAAGGGAUAAAGACAGGGACAAGGGGAAGAGUGCAGCUGCAGAUGAUAAAAAAAUUGAAGAACGGACCAAAGGUCACAUUGAACAGAAGCUUGGGGAUGGCAGCCGGAAGGCUGAAGAAGUCAAAAAUUCUAAAUUUACAGAGGAAUUUAGCAGAAGGAUCAAAGAUGAAGGGGCAGCAGACAGAUUGCCUGAGAACUUUGCCGGUUCCAUUCAAAAUGAGACCGAAGGCUUUGGUGCUUCAAUUGCCUCGAAGAAGGAUAAAGGUAACAGAAAUGAAAUGGCUGCAAACUGCAUUGCGAAAGAGCCAAGAAGAGAUGAUGCUUUGGGCCAACCAGUGGAAAUGGAUCCAGACAAAAAGAUUGAGGGGGAGGAAAAAGCGAAAGAUAAGUAUGAAAUGCUCGCAAACCUCAUUAGUAAAGAGCAAAGAAGAAAUGAUGAGAUGGGCCGAGCAGUGGAGAAAGAUGCAGAAAAAAUUGUGGAAGCAAAGGAGAAGGUGAAAGACAGGCAUGGAAUGGUUGCGUACCUCUUCUGUAAAGAGCAAAGAAGAGAUGAUGGGAUGGGCCAACCGGUCAAGAAGGAUACAAACAAAAAAAUUGAAGGGAAGGAGAAGGCAAAAGAUGAUGCAGACAAAAAGAUUGAACGGAAGGAGAAGGUAACAGACAGGGAAGCUUACGUUGGCGAGGGAGGCAAACUCAAGGAUAGAGAUCACAAGAAGAGACCCAAAGGACAGGACAAAGACAGACAUAAAGAGAAGGAAAAAGUCGGGGAGAGAAAAAGGGAGAAAGGUGAACACAAACAUAAAGCACAUGGUAAAACAAGAGACAGUGGAAAAAUGGAUCAGAUAGAAAAUCUAAUCAUCAAGCCCUCAGUCCCUCAGAAAGACAAUGAAAAGUGUGCUGGUACUGAUGGAACUAUCAAGAAGAGGAAAGACUUCGAGAUAAAUGGGUUUUAUGAAAUUGAUGGGCUCCCUAAUAAGCUUCCGAGACCAGCGUCUUCCUCACGCCUGCAUGUUGAGAAUGGAAGAACAUUGGAGUCAUACAAUGUUGCUAUGGGUUAUUCUUCCGUCAAACAUGAAACCACAAAUAACAUCAACGCUGAAAGAGUUCUAGACAGUAAGGAAUGCAAGAUAAAUGGCGUCGUAGGACUGCCACCAUCUACGGUUGACAUAAGGCCUUCAGUUUCUGUAUUUACCAGUCAGAAUGGCAAACCUUCUGUAAAACCACCUCACCCAGAUGCCAAGUUUCUUAGCCAAAUAUACUCCAUUCCAAAAAUGGUGGAAUGGCCUGAAUAUGAUAACCAGGACUGGCUGUUUCACAGUGAUCCUCUUCGGCCAAAGCCUAAGGCAAGUUUCAAGGCUGAAGAGCCACCUCAGAUGUGGGCCAAGGGACAGCGAAUCGAGUCGACAGAUGUUUUUGCUCUGCCCUAUGUCAUUCCUUACUGAUAUUGGACAAGAUCUUCGUACCACCUGGCAAUGCUGAUUUAUGAGACACCUGUUGAAGGUGCGACAGCAUCAUGAAACUGAUGGAAGCAUUUUUCUUGCUGCAAUCUCUUGUUACUGUGCUCCUCUUGUUUCAGGUAUGAGCUCAGACUUGUUGCGGUGUGUAAUACAUGGUAGUGCAUCACAGCUAUAAAUGAUGUCUGUUCCCAUUCAUUGUGUGCUCCCAAACAAUAGAUUGGUGCAUAAUAUGCUGGACUUGGAUCCAACAGGUUCUCCGUACCUAAUUUGAGUUCAUUUAGAUAAUGAGGUACAAAAAACGAGUUCAUUGGAGGUCCAAAGUCCACAGCAUGGUACGGGAAAAGUUGGUAGAGCAUACACCCAUAUUUAGUCAUAUAGUUUGUAAUCUUAACAGAUGUCUUUGCUGCAGUACUGCAAUUUUGAUUUGUGUCAUGUAAAUCUUCUCUUAUAACAAGAAAUGUACAAUAGAGGGAAAAAAAAGGAAAAAGAGGCCAUUAUGAUUUAUUCAUA